This is a messenger RNA of Aspergillus versicolor CBS 583.65, 553 nucleotides long. Its product is annotated as YybH family protein. The coding region runs from base 27 to 440 and encodes 137 amino acids. The record is from RefSeq and is a predicted model, not a curated record. Lineage: Eukaryota; Fungi; Ascomycota; Eurotiomycetes; Eurotiales; Aspergillaceae. The transcript is spliced from 2 exons.
UUGCAAUUGAUACUCCAGCACUCAACAUGUCACACACCGAAGCCAUAACCUCGGUGCUGCACGCCUACGGGGCAGCUCUCAAAACCCGCAACGUCCAAGACGCAGUCGCACUCUACACCAAAGAUGGCGUCAUCAUGCCACCGCAUUUCCCCGCCAGCGUGGGCGAGGACUCCCUCCGCGAGUCGUAUACGCGCAUCUUCUCAACAAUCCACCUCCUCAUAUCCUUCCAGAUCGAGGAGAUAGUCGUCAUGUCGCCCGAGUGGGCGUUCGCCAGGACGACGGCCGAGGGCACCAAGACGAUACUGGCGACUGGGGAGUCGGAGCCGCAUUCGAACCAGGAACUGUUUAUCAUGAAGAAGGAGGGCGGGAAGUGGUUGAUUGCGAGAUAUGCGUUUUCGAGUAUGAAGCCCCUGGUUCAGAAUGGGGUGCGGAGGAGCUGAGCUAGAUGUGGAUUGAAUGCUCUGGCAGAUGAGUGCUGUACUACGACAGGCUGGUGCUCUUAGCAAUUUGUUCGAGAGAUAGAGGCACUGAAGACUAAAGCAGCCAAGGGAAA